Messenger RNA from Capsella rubella, 1117 nucleotides. RefSeq names its product transcription factor MYB74. Lineage: Eukaryota; Viridiplantae; Streptophyta; Magnoliopsida; Brassicales; Brassicaceae. The transcript has 3 exons. The record is from RefSeq and is a predicted model, not a curated record. The coding region runs from base 101 to 1117 and encodes 338 amino acids.
CUCUCUCUCUCUUUCUCUGUUUCUUCAUUUUACUCAAAUCAUUAUUAUUUCCUUGUAAAACGUUUUGACUUCAUCUCGAGUAAACAAAUAAUCAAUAAGAAUGGGAAGAUCACCAUGUUGCGAGAAGAAGAAUGGGCUCAAGAAAGGACCAUGGACUCCUGAGGAAGAUAAAAAGCUCACUGAUUAUAUCAAUAUACAUGGUUAUGGCAAUUGGAGAACUCUUCCCAAAAAUGCUGGGUUAGAAAGAUGUGGUAAGAGUUGUCGGCUCCGUUGGACCAACUAUCUCCGACCAGAUAUUAAGCGUGGAAGAUUCUCUUUCGAAGAAGAAGAAACCAUUAUUCAACUUCACAGCAUCAUGGGAAACAAAUGGUCUGCGAUUGCGGCUCGUUUGCCCGGAAGAACAGACAACGAGAUAAAAAACUAUUGGAACACUCACAUCAGGAAAAGGCUACUGAAGAUGGGAAUCGAUCCAGUAACACAUAGUCCACGUCUUGAUCUUCUUGAUAUCUCCUCCAUUCUCAACUCAUCUCUCUUCAACUCUUCGCAUCAUCAUCAACAUAUGAACAUGUCGACGAGGCUCAUGAUGAUGGGAGAUGGUCAUAGUCAUCAGUCAUUGGUUGACCCCGAGAUACUCAAACUCGCAACCUCUCUCUUUUCAAACCAAAACAAUACACACGAGAACCAAACCGAAGUAAACCAAUACCAAACCGGUUACAACAUGAGUAGUAAUCAAGAAUUACAAUAUUGGUUCCCUAUCAUGGAUCAAUUUACAGAGUUCCAAGACCUCAUCACACCAAUGAAGACAACGGUUCAAGAUUCAACGCCCUCCUUGCCAUCAAACUACGACGAUGAUUAUUCAAAAUCUAACUCCGUGUUAGAACCUUUUUACUCCGACUUUGCUUCGGUCUUGACCACACCUUCUUCGAGCCCGACUCCACUAAAUUCAAGCUCCACAACUUACAUCAAUAGUAGCACUUGCAGCACAGAGGAUGAAAAAGAGAGUUAUUACAGUAACAAUAACAUUACGAGUACUUCUGAAAUUCCUGAUUACUCGUUUGAUGUUAAUGGUUUUCUACAAUUCCAAGAAACAAGAAACCAUUGGGAUAGAGUUAUGUAA